AGAGAGAGAGAGAGAGAGAGAGAGAGAGAGUGAAAAAGAAGAGAAAAGAAGAAAAGAAAAAAGAAGAGAAGGGUAGCUCUCUCUUUUCAAAGAUCUCAGGAAGAGUGCGAGGUUACUUUUGAAGAGGGAAGGAGCUGAAAGAGACGCAUUAUUUUUCUCGUACGUACAACUAAGAAAGAUAGAGAACGUAAAGGGGGAAAUAUAAGAUAGGCAGAGGAAAAGAAAGAGAGAGAGAGAGAGAGAGAGAGAGAGAGAUAGAUAGACUCAUCAAAACAUCACUGCCUUUUCUCGUACGGCGAGAGACGAAAAGAAGAAGAAGAAGUAAGAGGGAAAGGACAAAAGGUGGACUCGCUUAGUUGUAGAAAGGUAAAAAGGAAGGAAGGAAGAAAGAAAGAAAGAAAGAAAGAAAGAAAGAAAGAAAGAGCGUAGAGGUCACGUAAGUAAGUAAGAAAGAAAGGAGAGGACUCGUCACGGUGGCCAGCUUAGUGAGCGGUAACGUAGCGGUGCGUUACGAUGAGGCGUCGGGGGUGGUCGGUGCGGGGGGUGUCGUCCUGGCAGCGACGUCCAGGCUAGCCACGGCCGAUCCACCGACAUCCACCAUGGACACCAGCGAUUCGAGCAUGGAGACGAGCAAUGGCACCGGAACCGGGACCGGUACCGGCACCGGCACCGGUCCCAGCACGGCCGUCGGUGCUGCUGUCCCAGGAACCGUUCCUGGGGUCAGUACGAUCGUUGCUAGUGCGGCGUCCUUGACUCUUGUCAAGGCCGAAGUGCCCGAACACCUGGCCGGUACAUCGGCGACGCCAUCGGCGGUAACUGGACCGGUUGGUACCGGAAGCGGUCUAUUUGCUGGGAUCGCAAGCAGCAACAAGACAUCCAGGCCCGACGAUUGGCUCGCUACCGGGAGUCCUGGAUCACCUCAGGCCACCCUACAAAGUCAACACGUCGUAUAUACGACUCCUCAACAACAAUUGCCCGAUCCCCAACCACCAUUAGCUCAUUCGAGCCCUCUUGCCCAUCAACAGCAACAACCGCCCGCGAGCAACAACGGUUACGCGAGCCCGAUGAGCACCAGCAGCUACGAUCCUUAUAGUCCCAACAGUAAGAUAGAUACAUUUCACUAUGCGUGAGAAUUCUUCAAGGAAGGAAGGAAGAAACUAGUAUGGUUUGAUCUCUCCAAGUAGUUGCAUGGUUUUCACGACGAUAGAACAAAACAUGACAAAACCAGAACAAAAUCUUUCAUAAUCUACUUUGAUCGUUAGAUCUCAUAUAGGAUCGAAUGAUUUAACAAUGUCUACCAAUGAGAUAUAACGACGUAUG
Vespula pensylvanica (western yellowjacket) is the source of this 1320-nucleotide messenger RNA. Its product is annotated as period circadian protein. Bases 600 to 1130 code for a protein of 176 amino acids. NCBI's taxonomy places the organism in Eukaryota, Metazoa, Arthropoda, Insecta, Hymenoptera, Vespidae. The record is from RefSeq and is a predicted model, not a curated record. The transcript is spliced from 2 exons.